GAGAGAGAGCACAGGGGAGGAGGGCACCAAUCCUCCCAAACUCCUUUACAAGCGCCUCCAACACCUAAUCAUUAAAACACACACACGCACCACAUCUCCACGGAAACUAAACUUACACACAACACCGCGUCCAUCACAACCUCGAAGCAUCGGGCUUGAACAUCAACAUACACCGCGCGUUUUUCCGUGGAAUGAGCAUUCCAUGCAGCAUCUUAGGUAUGAAUGACGUGGCCUGGCAGGAGACGCGAGGUGGGAUGCUGCACACAAAUGGUGCGCCAGAGACCGGAGUGGUCCGAGUCCAUGCGGGGGGUUCUCUGGCCACAGUAGGAGGUGCUGGGCAGGGACCUGGAGGAGCUCACCCUCUGCCAGGUAUGGACCGGGUGGCCAAUGCCAACCCCGGCACCCCUCAGCCUCCACUGAGCGGUCGUUCCCAAGAUGAUGCCACUGUGGGCUAUUUCUUUCAAAGGCAGCCUGGGGAGCAGUUGGGUGGCUGCACUGCAGGCAAACACCGCUGGCCCACUGGUGAUGGAAACCAUGUUGACCAGGUGCGCGCUGUGGAUGAGAUGAAUUAUGACUUUCAAGCCUUGGCUCUGGAGUCUCGUGGAAUGGGUGAGCUACUUCCUGCAAAAAAAUUGUGGGAAUCGGAUGAAUUGACAAAAGAUGGACGUAAAGGGAUGUUGCUGGGUGAAGAAUGGAGAGAAAAUGCCUGGGGUUCUUCCCAUCAUUCUGUGUCUCAGCCCAUUAUGGUACAAAGGCGACCAGGCCAGGGCUACAACGGGAACGGAGACGCAAGCUCAGUGCUGUCCCCACGCUCAGAGGGGGGUGGUCUGGGUGUGAGUAUGGUGGAAUAUGUCCUCAGCUCUUCUCCUGGAGAAAAGAUGGAUGGUCGCUACAGAAAUGGAGGCUAUGGUGGAGCAGAUGCAGAUCCAGAUGGCUUGGAAAAGAGUGAUUCAAAAGAAAAGGCUUUACCAUUUGAGGAAGACAAAAGUCCUGAGAUGAAAGUUGGGGAUGAAGGGGAUGCCUCAAUAGCAAAUGCCAGAGGAUUGCUGAACGGGAUGGACCGUGACUGUAAAGACUUCAACCCCACCCCAGGCAGUCGCCAGGCAUCCCCCACAGAGGCAGUUGAACGUCUGGGCCCCAGUCAGGCCGGUCUGGAAAUGAUGGUGCAGCACCACCCGCACGCUAUGCAGCCACCCAACGUCUCAAACAAACCACCCACCGAGGACUUCCAGAGCCAGGAAGCCCAGAACAUGGGCGGCAUGGAGCAGCAAGUGGGCAUGGAGUCACUCCAAUUUGACUAUGCUGGAAAUCAGAUUCAGGUGGACUCAUCUGGUGCUCCAGUCAACCUGUUUGACUACAACCCCCAACAGCAGUUGUUCCAGAGAUCUGGUCAUCUCACAGUUCAGCAGCUGACUGCAGCACAGCAGCAACAGUACGCACUUGCUGCAGCCCAACAGCAACACCUCGGUCUUGCACCUGCGUUUGUGCCAAACCCUUACAUCAUCAAUGCUGGCCCUCCUGGAACAGACCCUUAUACCGCUGCAGGAUUGGCAGCAGCCGCAACACUUGCAGGUCCGGCUGUAGUCCCUCCUCAGUACUAUGGAGUCCCGUGGGGAGUAUAUCCAGCCAAUCUCUUCCAACAACAGACUGCAGCUGCCGCCAGUCAUUCUGCCAACCAGCAGGCAUCCAAUCAGGGACCAGGACAACAGGUGAUGCGUGCUGGGACCAAUCAGCGACCUUUGACCCCUGGCCAGAGCCAACAGAGUCAGCAGGAGUCCCUUGCCGCAAACCCAGCCCUGGCAUUUGCAGGCAUGCCAGGUUACCAAGUUCUAGCACCGGCUGCUUACUAUGAUCAGACUGGAGCUCUGGUAAUGGGUCCUGGAGCUCGCACUGGCCUGGGUGGACCUGUUCGACUGGUCCAAACCCCCCUCCUUAUCAACCCAGCAGCCGCACAAGCUGCUGCCAAUGCUUCAGGCUCUGGUAACAGCAUGUCUGGCCCUGCUAACGGUCUGUACCGGUCCAUGGGCUGCCAACAACCCCAGCAGCCUCAGCCUCAGCAGCAGCCGCCUCCUCCCUCCAGCGGUCUGCAGUCCAGCUCCUUCUAUGGGUCUGGCUCAGUGGCGCCCAGCUCACAGAGCAGCUCGCUGUUCUCCCAUACAAGCGCGGCACCUCCACCAAGCACAUCUCUGGGUUUCGGCAGCACUGGUGGAUCUCUGGGUGUUGGGCUAGGCUCUGCCCUUGGUGCCUUUGGCUCCUCAGAAAGAUGUGCAAUAUUAGUGUCAAGUUCCACUAGCAGCAGCGCAACCCGUCGGGACUCGCUUUUGGCCAGCUCUGACCUGUAUAAACGUGGUGGUGGUAGCAGUCUGACUCCCAUUGGCCAGUCUUUCUACAACAGCCUAGGAUACUCCUCCUCCCCCAGCCCCAUUGGACUAACACCUGGCCACUCACCUCUGACACCUCCACCCUCUCUGCCCUCCUCCCACGGGUCCUCAUCCAGCCUCCAUCUGGGUGGUCUGCCCAAUGGCAGCGGUCGUUAUAUUUCUGCUGCUCCGGGAGCAGAAGCCAAAUACAGGAGCUCGGGCAGUACCUCCAGUCUUUUCAGCUCUAGCAGUCAGCUCUUUCCCCCACCGCGAGCCCGCUAUAGUCGCUCAGAUGUCAUGCCUUCAGGACGCAGCCGCUUACUCGAGGACUUCCGGAAUAACCGCUUUCCCAACCUGCAACUGCGAGACCUGCCUGGACACAUGGUGGAGUUCUCACAAGACCAGCACGGAUCCAGGUUUAUUCAGCAGAAGUUGGAGCGUGCAACUCCUGCAGAGAGGCAAAUGGUGUUUGGAGAGAUCUUACAGGCUGCUUACCAACUCAUGACUGAUGUCUUUGGGAACUACGUUAUACAGAAAUUCUUUGAGUUCGGCAGUGCAGAUCAGAAACUGGCUCUAGCGACUCGUAUCCGUGGCCACGUGUUGCCGCUGGCUUUACAGAUGUACGGUUGUCGUGUGAUCCAGAAAGCUCUGGAAUCCAUCUCCUCCGACCAGCAGGUAAUUGUAAGUUGCCUUUUGUUUACUUUACACAUUGUUCAUUCAAAAAAGUCAACAAUUGUUUAUUGUAAAAAGUCCAAUGCUUGUUUAAGAGUUUCAAAAACUUUGAUAGAAUGCAGUUUAGCCAUUUUUGUGAAAGCUCCUCCUUUGAACAACAGCCCAGAUCUUUUGGAAUUUCGUUUAAACAAGGAAAAGAUUAAAAAAAUUAGUCAAAGGAGCAGCUAUAAAAUCUGCAGCACCAACGUUCCAAUGUGUAAUAUGCAUGAAAGCUCAAAUAUAAACUACAUAGGACCUGCAGUGUUGUGUUGCCAGCAGCCAUAUCACCCUGUAGCCCAAGGAACUCCUGGUUAUAAGUCCAAGACUUUGAAAAAGGUCCGUUCCACCAGCGGGGAGUCCCUUCCCGGGCACCGGUCCGCGGACGAGCGCGCCGGCCCCCCGAAAUUCCCCCCGGGGUGCCAACGGGAGGGGCCCAAAGUUUCGGGACCUCCGGGGCAGUUCCGCCUCGACCCCCUCGGGGGAGCCGUCCCAGGAACAGCCCGCGAACCCACUAAACGUCCUACCGGCCACCGCUCCCACGGGGGGUCCGGCGACCCGCCCCCGUCCCACCGGCCGGCCCCCGGACACGCCCCCGUCCCGCUAACCCACUAUUCGUCCGAUUGCCCACCAAGUCGGGCCGACUCUCGGGAACGCCCCCCGCCCGCCCCCGGGACACGCCCCCGUCCCACGAACCCACUAUUCGUCCAAUAA
This is a messenger RNA of Pimephales promelas (fathead minnow), 3782 nucleotides long. The record is from RefSeq and is a predicted model, not a curated record. Lineage: Eukaryota; Metazoa; Chordata; Actinopteri; Cypriniformes; Leuciscidae.